UCGAGUCAGUGGCGGUUGGUUGCUAACAAACAUGGCGGAUGAGUUGACGUUCACUAGCGAAGCUGUUUUGAAAUAUUUGGUGGAUAACGGUGGUAAAGUCAGCAAUCAUGAAUUGGUAAAACAUUUCAAAAAGUUCCUAACAGGGCCAGAAAGUCAGCCUGAUGCUCGAGCAGUAUUUAAAGAAUAUGUGAAUGCUGUAGCUACAAUUAAACAAGAAGAUGGAGUUAAAUAUGUAGUUUUAAAGAAAAGAUCUCGCAUCGAAAAAAAUGGAGUCGAAUCUUUUACCCCUGAAAGUUUAAGCAAAGUGCCUGAAGAUUCCAUGACCGAGGCGAAGAAGUUCAAGUUAAGCAAUGAAAGUGUUAAUUCUUCUCAAAGUCAGGGAGUGUCUCAUGUUGGUAUCCUGCACAGCCACUCUAGUCCUUCCAUUUUAAGCAUGGGUCCUACACAGACAACGCCACCUGUUUUAUGGAGCUCUGAUCUGCCUCCUGGACAUGUGCCUCAACCGCCACCUAGACGCAAGCAUUCCAUGAGAGGGAAAGAAAACAGAGGUGCUAAAUAUGAAGAGAGUAUACGGCAAUUAAAUGAAGGAAGAGAAAUUAAUUCUAGUCCUAGAAAGGAGGAAAUCCAGGAAGUUGUGAGCCCUGGUAAUGUAAAGGAAAAGGCACACUUUCUCAACAAAAUGGCAUCAGAAUCAGAUCCAUCGCAGAAACAACCAACUGUUCCUGGAAGACGGCGAGACCAUCGUGAUGAUAAGGCUGGCGAUGAUGAUGAUACUGCUUCUGUUUCAACAUUGGAUCCCCGUAGGAAAGAGUGGAUUGUAAAGGCUGCUCGAUGUGAUUAUCAUGAAUUGGUCAGAUUAUUGCGAGAGGAGCCCAAACUGGCUUACGUGAAGGACCAUAAUAAGUUCACUGCAUUGCAUUGGGCCGCAAAGCAUGGUAAUCUGGAUGUUAUUAAACUUCUCGCUGGCACCUACAAAGUGGAUCCAAAUGCAAGAACUGGUGGUUACAGUGCUAUGCAUCUCGCUGCCAUGUUCGGACGAGAAGAAAUAAUGGAAGUUCUCAUUAACACAUAUCAAGCGGAUCCGAGCCUGAGAGACUACAGCGGAAAGAGGCCACUCAGUUACCUGGCAAAGAAUCAAGCUGAGCGUUUCCUAACUUUGUUUCCUUCGCUGACAUAUCCAGUCGUUUUAUGUGGUAAAGCAGUAACCGGUCGGAAAGAUAAAGAUCCCGGACUGGUACGCAUGGGUUCUCUGAACAGCAAAACCAAGAAAACAUCUGUCCUUUAUUCUGGAGGUAGAGCUAUUACACGGAUGAAAAGUUGGGGCUCUGCUGACAAUAUACAAGAUAGAGCUAUCAAUUUGAUGCCUCCACCCAAAACGUAUCCAAAAAAGAAAAAGUCCCGGAAACAUGCUGAUAUUAUAGGAAUUUCUGAAAACUGGCGAGGACGAUCAGGAGAUUCUGAUUCCGAUAGUGCUUCUGGAGUGAUCUCCUGAGAUUUGUUUUCAUUCCUUUGUUGGAGAAUCUUAACUAUUUUUUAUACAGUCAUGUUUUUACUGUUUUAUUGAUAUUUUAUUAUAGAUUUAUUUACUGUUGUAACAUUUGUAUGACUCAAUAGAAUUUUUUCUUUUGGUGAAAAAUAUUUUGAAGUAGCUUUUGUAUUAUGCUUUUUUGUGAAAGAUUUCUUUUUAAACUUAUUUUAUGCAUUUUUGAGUGUACACGAAUCAGUACUAGUAUUGCAUUUUCUCCUAGAUAUCUUUUUUCUUAGACAUUAUUUUAAUAAAAAAUAUUUUUCUGCACAUGCUCAUUAUCAUAGGGCAUUUGUAUCUUUUAUACAGUAUAUCAGUUCUAUUAGUUUUAUAGUUUAUAAUAUCUAAUAGGGAAAACAAUUUUUAGUUCUUUUAGGUUUGUGCCAAAUAUUGCCAAUAUUUGCUUCUUCUUUAAAUUCAUCUGAAAUCAUUGUUAUUGAUAUAGCAUUCCUUGCAAUUUUCUUGAUUUGCUGUGAUCUUCAUUUUGAAAUGUUAAUGUUGUUUUAAACUGUGGUUAAAAAGACAAAUAUGUCAUUCUUCAUAUGUAUUCAUUCCAUUAUUUGGACAUUGUGAUUUUGGAUUAGUACUUAUAGAUUAAUUAAAAUAGUUUUAGAGUUUCAGUGCUUGAACAGUAAAAUAAUAUUAUAAUUAUUUUAAAUACAGUAAGAAAUUGUACAUUGAACUUUUUAAAUUGAAAUGUGGAAAAACACAUGCUCAAGUUAAGGGUCUUCUUAAGUGAUUUUUAUUGAUGCAAUGCAUAUUUCUGUACAUACAAAUUGAAUAAUAAAUAUCAUUAGUGACAAAAUA
This is a messenger RNA of Stegodyphus dumicola, 2332 nucleotides long. It is a transcript of the gene sowah, whose product is annotated as ankyrin repeat domain family member sosondowah. The record is from RefSeq and is a predicted model, not a curated record. Gene Ontology annotation, molecular function: protein binding. NCBI's taxonomy places the organism in Eukaryota, Metazoa, Arthropoda, Arachnida, Araneae, Eresidae.